Messenger RNA from Dracunculus medinensis (Guinea worm), 744 nucleotides. Lineage: Eukaryota; Metazoa; Nematoda; Chromadorea; Rhabditida; Dracunculidae. The record is from the annotation of a GenBank genome assembly.
AAUAUUGAAUUUGCAGAUGAUGAAGCGAAAAAGGCUAUAAAAGACGCCAUUCAACUCUGGGAACAUUCGACAUGUCUUAAUUUCAUUGAGAAUGGAGAAGGAGAAAACAAAAUUAGAUUUUUCUCUGGUGAUGGUUGUUUCAGCAAUAUUGGUCGCAUUAAGUCUAACCCUGAACAAGCGAUUUCAAUUGGGGAAGGUUGUGAAUGGAUCGGAAUAGCUGCGCAUGAAAUCGGCCAUGCAUUAGGAUUAUUCCAUCAACAUUCGCGAUCUGAUCGGGACAAAUAUCUGGAAAUUCAUUUCAAUAAUGUUAAACAAUCUUUUGCCGGCAACUUUCAUAGGGUAUAUAAACAAUUAAAAUACAAUGCUUUCGCUAUCAACGAAUCAGUGCCAGUUAUCACUACAAAAAAUAAAGAAUAUCAAAACGCAAUGGGCCAAAGAUUAUUUCCUUCAUUUAGCGACAUCCUCGUAAUAAACAAACUAUAUGAAUGUUUUGAUGAAUGUAGCAAUAAAGAUUUUGAAACAGAUUGCAAACAUGGAGGGUUUAUGAAACCGAAGCAAUGUGAGAAAUGCAUUUGCCCAUUGGGAUUUGGGGGUGCAGAAUGCGAUAAAGUUGCACCAACUUAUAAUAGGCAACGAAGAUGUGGUGGAACUCUUACGGCAAUCUUUUGUUCAAUAUUUUUAAUUUUCUCCGAAACGAAUGCGAAUGCUUUUAUGAAAAAAUUACCCAAAAGUUCUGAUUUUUAG